ACUGGGUCACGACUUUGUGGAAUAUUCUCUAGAGCUCCCAAAACGCCUCAGUAACCCAGGACUGUCAGGACAACGGACUGCUUUCUGCUGGAGCUCUUAACGUGAAGGGUCAGGAGCGACCCUGGCGAGCCUGGGGCUGACGUGUGUGGGCACAGUGGGAGUGACCCUGGCAAGGAAGCGGGGGAGGCCUGGACAUUGUUUCUCCGUCUCCUGUCCCGCUGCUCUCAGCCCUGGGCUCCCAGCUCGCAAGCAGCAACGAUGGCGUUCCCAGGCAGGGUGCACCCCUCUGUUAUCCCAGAGAAUGAAGAAAUCCCCCAGACAGCCCUGAACGGUAUCCACCAGGCUAAUGGAAAUGAAGACGAGAGGGCCGUGUCUAAACUGCAGCGCAGGCACAGUGACGUAAAAGUCUACAAGGAGUUCUGUGACUUUUAUGCAAAAUUCAACAUGGCCAAUGCCCUUGCUAACGCCACUUGUGAGCGCUGCAGGGGGGGUUUUGCGCCCGCCGAGAAGAUUGUAAACAGUAAUGGCGAGCUGUACCAUGAACAGUGUUUCGUGUGCGCUCAGUGUUUCCAGCAGUUUCCAGAAGGACUUUUCUAUGAGUUUGAAGGAAGGAAGUACUGCGAACAUGAUUUUCAGAUGCUCUUUGCUCCUUGCUGUCAUCAGUGUGGUGAAUUCAUCAUUGGCCGAGUUAUCAAAGCUAUGAAUAACAGCUGGCAUCCUGAGUGCUUCCGCUGUGACCUCUGCCAGGAAGUGCUGGCAGAUAUCGGAUUUGUCAAGAAUGCUGGGAGACAUCUGUGUCGCCCGUGUCACAAUCGUGAGAAAGCCCGGGGCCUUGGAAAAUACAUCUGCCAGAAGUGCCAUGCCAUCAUCGAUGAACAGCCGCUGAUCUUCAAGAAUGACCCUUACCAUCCAGACCACUUCAACUGUGCCAACUGCGGGAAGGAGCUGACUGCUGAUGCCCGGGAGCUGAAGGGAGAACUGUACUGCUUGCCGUGCCAUGAUAAAAUGGGUGUCCCCAUCUGUGGCGCUUGUCGGCGACCCAUUGAAGGGCGUGUGGUAAAUGCCAUGGGCAAGCAGUGGCACGUGGAGCAUUUUGUUUGUGCCAAGUGUGAAAAGCCAUUUCUUGGACAUCGCCAUUAUGAAAGGAAGGGCCUGGCAUAUUGUGAAACCCACUAUAACCAGCUAUUUGGUGAUGUUUGUUUCCAUUGCAACCGUGUUAUAGAAGGUGAUGUGGUCUCUGCUCUUAACAAGGCCUGGUGCGUGAACUGUUUUGCCUGUUCUACCUGCAACACUAAAUUAACGCUCAAGAAUAAAUUUGUGGAGUUUGACAUGAAACCAGUCUGUAAGAAGUGCUAUGAGAAAUUUCCGCUGGAGCUGAAGAAAAGACUUAAGAAACUAGCCGAGACCUUAGGAAGGAAAUAACUUCCUUUAUUUUAUUUUUUUCUCUUCUAUGCAAAGAUAAGAGAUCACGUGUACCAACAUUAUUGACUAGAUCCACUCUUAUUUAAACCUGUCUCUCAAAAUAGUUGAGAGUGAAGAGGACCUAUGUGAAUGGUUUUCUUCAUCUCCUUUUGCUCAUUAAAAAAGAAAAAAACUUUGUGUAAUCAUAUUUAAAACACAGAUGAAAUGAAGAUUUGCCUUUGUUAAUAACCUGUUCCAAUUUAUUAAAAUGUAGACUAUACUUAAUAGCAAAAAACACAUGGUCAAAUGUUAAAUUUCAAUUAAGGUGCAAAAAAAUUAAAUGUAACUUUUAAAAAUGAAAGUAAGGAGUUAGCUUUUACAUGUCUCAGCUAAAAACUAUAAACUUGUACUUGGUACUCAAGAAAAUUAAUUCCAACUGCUGUUCGGGAGGAUAUAGUGAAGAAAAAUAACCAAGAAAACAAAUCUUAUGGUAUCUUAGUAUGUUUAUCAGACUGGUAGCUAUAAAAUGAAUAUACACAUUACUAAGACAAGAAACAAAUGUAUUCAAAACUACUUGAUUUUUUUUAAUGCAAUAAUUAUGCUUAGUUUUAUAUUUUGUUCUCCUUGUGAACUUCUUCCUUCAUACAGUUUCUUAACACAGUAGUUUUAGCUAGCUAGUAGUACGCCUUUUUACAUUUUGUGCAAAAAAAAUGUAUUCUAUGUAUUUGAAAAUACAGUAUACUUUACAAUAUUGGAAAAAUGAAGUAUUUUUUAAUGUAUUACAGCAAUUAUGCUUCUAAGCUUAAGGUCAAAGAUGUACUCUUAGAAUAGGAUAUGAAAUUAAAUUUUAUGUAGGUUGGAAUGUAUCACUUAGAAAGUGAAUGUUUAUGUAUUGGUCAUAUUGCCUUUAUAACCAUGUUACUAUGUAUGCUUUAUAUAUAAACUUGCGUUGCCUUAGAAAAACACAUACUUUAAUCAGGAAUUCUAGCUGUUUCAUACAGUACCAACGAAAAAUAAGUGCAUUGGUUGAGAUUUAUAAACUCAAAUUCAUUUACCACAGCUAUGUUACAUUUUUUUUAAAAAAAUUACCUCCCUUUUUAGGAAACACAUUAAAAUUAAUUUCUGUCAUCGUAUUAGAAGCGAAUGAUGUCUAUAUGUGUGUCAAGUUUUUCAUUUUAAAUUUCAUAAUUAGAUUUUAUUUGCUAUAGGUAAGAGGUAUAAAUGACUCUUUUAAAUUGCAAGAGGGAUGUUUUAGUGUCAAUUUUAGGUUAAAAGUAAUAAGUUCUACUUUAUAAAUGAUAAAGUUUUAUUCUGAAGUUUCUAGGUCAUUCUUUCUCGGUAAACUUGUAUGUAAAGCAAAUUUUGUGAACAUAUUUAAAUAUUGUUGUGUUGUUAUUUAAAAGUUGCCAAGAUGGAUUUCCAAGGGGAAAAUUACUGGUUUUUCCAAAAAUUGCUAAAAUGUUGUUUUGCCAUUAAAAAUAUCACCUCAGGAUGCUACUACUCUGCCAUUAAAAUAUUUAUAUGCAUGUAUUAAAACAUUUGUGCAUGCACUUUACAAGGGAACUUCUGUUUCAGUUUUGAGAUAACUUAUAACGAAGUACUUUAUCUUUUAGUCUUCUUUCAGAAUUCAAAGAAUUACAAAUGAUUGAAAAUAAUCAAUAUUUAUAGUUUAAUACCGCAUGUGUUCAGAAGUUUAAAACAGUCUUUGCAUUUGACAGUAAGAAUCAAAAUCCCUUCGAUGUGCCUUUGUCAGCUGAUUUAUGACCAGCAGUGAUAAACUUGAAAGCAUGUAUUGAAUAUUAUACUAUGGAUACAGGCAGAAUAGGACAGGGUUUGCAGCAUAGGGUCUUGAUGCUAAACUCUUACAAGUACCCCUACACCAGAAGUACGGAGCAGAAAAGUAACCAUUUACCUAUAUUCUCUUACCACUUUGAAGAUGCAUGGACUGAGCUCAGCUGCUUUGAUUACCUAUCUUACAUAGCCAGGCCUCUCCUGUAGCCAGAGGUCCCACUGCUAUCCUUGCUCACUCUUAACAUUUGAAUUAAUAGUUCCUAGAAGUUGAACUUAUUAAGUCUCUAAUACUUUAGGAUAUUUUAUCUAGAUACAGUACUUUCUUCCUUAGUAGGGCCAUCAAUCCCUUACAUGUGGGAAAAGAGGAAGAAGUUGAAAAGUUGUAAGUAGAAUAGAAGACAAACUUGAUUUAUUUCAUAAUAUUUUUCAUGGAGCUUUCCCUAGCUGUGGAAAAACUCAGGUUAGUAAGCAUAUCUUUGUUUAAAGUCCUGCAAGGCAAUUUUAAAUAAUUCAUUGUUCUUACCAAAUUCCUAAGUGCUCUUUUUCUUACCAAGCCUAAUAUAAUUGGGGAAAAUGUCUGGAUACAAAUAAAACAUUCUUUGGAUCAUGUUCAAAGCCUUAUUAACAUGGUACCUGAAAUGAUAGGUCAUUUUGCCUCACUUAUUUGCCAAAAUAGCCAUUUCUAAGUUAAGGAAAUUUUGAGGUAGGCUUACAGCAUUCUUACAGUGUUUCAUUUUAGAUUGUAAGCUCAAUGGCAGGGACACUAUCUUGAUAAUUUUGUUUUUAUAUAA
Rhinolophus ferrumequinum (greater horseshoe bat) is the source of this 3983-nucleotide messenger RNA. It is a transcript of the gene LIMS1, whose product is annotated as LIM zinc finger domain containing 1. Gene Ontology annotation, biological process: cell-cell junction organization; cell-cell adhesion; positive regulation of substrate adhesion-dependent cell spreading. The coding region runs from base 259 to 1422 and encodes 387 amino acids. The record is from RefSeq and is a predicted model, not a curated record. Gene Ontology annotation, cellular component: cytoplasm; focal adhesion; cell-cell junction. Lineage: Eukaryota; Metazoa; Chordata; Mammalia; Chiroptera; Rhinolophidae. The transcript is spliced from 10 exons.